GAAUGAUUGUAGCGUCUUGAUUUUUGCAAUGCUAAAUCGUCAUAAUGGAAACAGAGUCUAAAUUAUAAUUAAAAAAUCAGAAUUUCUAUUUCAUACGAGAAUACAUUUUGACCCUCUAGAAAUUUGCUUGAUAUAUUUUUGUGUUGAUAUGUAGGUUUUCUAUGGAAUAUUACAUUAUAUGCUUUUGAAUAUUAGAGCAGUUUUUAUGGGUUAUGGGAGUCAAAUAAUGCAGGAGUCAAAGAAUCUUUUCAAGCAUAAAUUUACCAUUUUACUUAUUUUUAAUUCUUUAAAGUGUAUUUACUGCAAUGAUUAUGUUUGAAGUGGAAAUUUGGAUUGUGAUGAUGUAAUUAUCAAAGAAAAAAACAGUCUAUAAAAAAAACUAAAUAUUAAGAAACUUUCAAUAAACUUUGGCAGGCUGAAAAAAUCUCCAACUUUAAGAAACUUAUAUAUACAUAUUAUAUCUAUAUAAUAAUACAGAGCUUCUGUCUGUGACUUUUGCAAAGUAGAUAAAAUUUCUUUGUUAAAGUCUAUAAAACAUCGCCUAUAAAUUUGUUCUGUAAAUUAUCAAACUUUGACGUUAGAGCAAUAUUGACGUCAAAGGAAAGUAUAUUAAGAUUAGUGAAGCCAUUGCACUGCACCUUUAAAUUUAAGGCUAAACUUGGAAAUGGGUGGAAAUAACUGACAUCAUCUCUUGCGUGGGUAACUAGGGACUACCUGGGACCAAUUUGGGUAAGUUUUCCAAAUCUGGAUCUCCAAAUUCGUUUCGGAAUGGACGGGUUAAUGACGUCAUAAAAAACCUUUAAACCUUAAUAUCUCUGCAUCCAUUUGUCACAAGUACACGAUCCUACACAUUUUCUUGAUCAGCGUUUCAAGAUCUAUACAAUGAAGGCAACAGGCAAACACAUUUAUAAAAAGAAAAAUUUUGUGUUCUGACAUGUCUCUGCUGACGUCAUCAAAAUUUAAAUGACGGUUGUUUUUUUUCUGUUAUCCUGCCUAAGUGGAUUUUUUCACGGGCCUUAUUGACUAGUAUAUAUAUAAAAGUAAAAAUACAUAGAAGCAUAGCAAAUGUUGUUUAUAUUAAAAUCACAGCCAAAACGAAAGAAAUAUUUGAGGCUAAAUUUAUCAAAAAUUUUGAGAAUAAUCAACACAACAUGCAACAUGUAUAAUGAAGUAAGAAACACAUAAAAGGAACAUCAUAGACUAAAAUAUAAAAAUUGCUGAUGUGAAAUUGAAUUAGAAAUAACGAUGUGAUUAUGUAAGUAUAAGAAGAUAAGAUAUGCGUAUUUUACAUGGCAUGCCUUACAAACAUUGAGGAAUAUACCAUGUCUAUUAUUUCCAGGAGGGGUCAUGGCUUAGAUGGGGAGUGUUAGAGUCCUCGCUUUGCCAGACAACUUGCUGCAACAUCCAAAAGGCCCAGUGUGCCUUCUCCCCUAUUUCCCUCACAAUGCUGGGGUUAACACAGGACUACGGUAACAUUCAUUCAACCAUUUGAAUCACUGUAAAGGGGAAGAAUUAACAUUUACUUGAAUCUUGUUCUUCUCUUUUGCAAGGACAUACCUGAUAUUUAAAUGUAACUGCUGGAAAAAUAACUUUCUGUAUAUAAUUUCCUGUGUAUACUUUUAAAUUGUGUCUACUUUUAAACAUCAUUUCCUAUUAUAUUUAGUUAACAAAGAACAGCUGUGAAAGUUACAAUUAAAGGGGCCCUAAUUUGAUUUCGUAUUCAUGCCUUCUUAUCAAAAUCAAGAACAUAUAAAUUGUAUGAAAAAGGCUAAUGUGGCAUGCAAAUUUUGGGGAGGGGCAAUGUAAUCGAGUGUUCAUUCAAGAAUUUAUAGUAACCUAACUAUGCAGCAGUUUCAACAGUUCCUAUUCUAUUUACAGCUGGACCAGUUCAAUUUAUGUUGAGUCAGCUCAAAGCACUUGGAUGUGAAAUUAGUUUGGAAAACAAAAGACUAUUAUGCGAACCAUGUGAUUCAAAACUGUUUGGUGGCUUCGACCCAGAUGCUAAAGAGGUCAUCCUGUGUGAAAACAAUUUGUCAUCUCAAGAACAAUACAACACUAUCCUGACACACGAGUUGGUACAUGCAUAUGAUGUGUGUCGUGUGAAGUAUGACACGAAUAAUUUAAGACAUCUAGCUUGUUCAGAGAUUCGCGCAGCAAAUUUGAGUGGUGAUUGUUCAUUUUGGAAAGAGAAACCUACCUCUGUGAAAGCUCAUUAUCAGACUUGCGUGAAACGAAAAGCAGUUGAAAGUAUACUUUGCAUGAAAAACAUAUCCAGAGGCAAGGCCGAGCAAAUUGUAGACAGUGUGUUUACAGAGUGUUUCAAAGAUACAGCCCCAUUUUCAAAAAUACCUCUAUUGAAGUGAUAAUUUUAGUAGCAUAUCGCGCGCCAUAUGCUCUGCUAUUACAAAAGUAAUAUAUCCCGGGUAAGAGGAUAUGUAAGAUUUAGAUCUUACGAUCAAAUAAAAAACUGGAAUCGAGAUUAAUCUCACGUGCUGUCACAGGCUGUAAUACCAGAACUUUUCUUCAUGACUGUUGCUCUAGUGCCAUUUUUCACUAAAGCAUUUUUGUAUGACAAGAAUACUUUUAUCAUACUUCCUAGAAAUAUUAAUUGACAACACAAUUUGGGUGUUGGU
Hydractinia symbiolongicarpus is the source of this 2633-nucleotide messenger RNA. RefSeq names its product mitochondrial inner membrane protease ATP23 homolog. The transcript is spliced from 6 exons. NCBI's taxonomy places the organism in Eukaryota, Metazoa, Cnidaria, Hydrozoa, Anthoathecata, Hydractiniidae. Gene Ontology annotation, cellular component: extrinsic component of mitochondrial inner membrane. The coding region runs from base 1896 to 2363 and encodes 155 amino acids. Gene Ontology annotation, molecular function: metalloendopeptidase activity. Gene Ontology annotation, biological process: mitochondrial proton-transporting ATP synthase complex assembly; mitochondrial protein processing. The record is from RefSeq and is a predicted model, not a curated record.